Molecule: messenger RNA, 852 nt
Organism: Colletotrichum higginsianum IMI 349063
Lineage: Eukaryota; Fungi; Ascomycota; Sordariomycetes; Glomerellales; Glomerellaceae
Product: Cutinase
Exons: 3
Coding region: 1-852 (283 amino acids)
Molecular function (GO): hydrolase activity
Source: RefSeq, a predicted model, not a curated record
AUGGUCUCAGCUCUCUCAGCCGGUCUCGCCCUCCUCUUCGCCCUCCGGGCGGCUUCGGCGGCGACGGUCGCCGAACGUCAGGCCACGGGCGCCUCGGAAUGCCGCGACGUCCACGUCUUCCUCGCGCGCGGGAACAACGAGCCGUACCCCGGCCGCCAGGGCAAGCUCGUCACCGCCAUUUGCGACGGGCUCGACAGCUGCGACUACGAGGACAUCCAGUUCUGGAACCCGCUGGAGUCGCCGUACUGCCAGUCCGUCGAGGAGGGGGCCGCGAACGGGACCGCGCAGAUCACCGCCUACAACAAGCGGUGCCCGGACGCGAAGCUCGUCGUGAGCGGAUACUCCCAGGGCGCCCACAUCGUUGGCGAUGUGUUGGGCGGCGGAGGCGGCACGUUCUUCCAGGAAUGCAAACAGAAAACGAGUCCCGGCUUGGACGCGACGAAGGCGCCGGGGAACAAGAUCGCCGCUGCGCUCAUAUUCGGCGACACAAGACAUACCGCCAACCAGCCGUACAACUAUCUCUCGGGUGCCGGGGUCAACGGACUGUUCCCCCGUCCGGAGGACCAGCUUGCCGGGAUGAGGGCGUUCGCCAACGUGACGCGCUCGUACUGCGUCGAUUCCGACCCGAUCUGCGCCGGCGGCGACACGGCGGCCAACCACCUCAACUACUUUGACAUCUACUCCGGCGAGGCCGGGAAGUGGGUGCAGGAGAUGCGCAUCGUCGUCCACGAGGUCCACGGCUCCGAGCAGCACGUCUGCAACCCCUUCUGCCAGCGCGACAGCCACAACCGCCUCGGGUUCCGCUUCACCAACGACCGAACCACCAGCCACGGCGUCUCCAACGUCCGAUAA